AUGGUUGAAGUACUCCCCUCGGGCCUCGCCCAGAACGGGCACAUCCAGGAGUCCCAGGAUUCCGCCGACCACGUAGCCUCUGUUGCUCGUCUGCUCCUCGCAACCAAUCUCGCAUCUCGUCAGGAGAACAAGAUGAUGACCCGCGAGGAACGCCAGGCCAUGAUCGACGAGCUGAGCAAGAAGCGUGCAGGCUGGCGCACACCCCGCCGCGGCUGGUCUAUCACCGACUCUCCCGUGACAUCAGCUCAGGGAAGCCCGGCGCUCAACGCCUCCCCUUAUCCCGCUCCUCCCCACGCUACUCAGCACGAAGCUGUCGAGAGACACGCUAUCGCUUCUGUACCCGAGCAGUCCGAACUCGCAAUCGAAGAGAUGAAGCAACUUCCUCAUGCCCCUAUCGCCCGCCGGCCACCUCUCCCGCCCCCGCGCCGUUCCUACUCUGUCACGGACUACGAGCCGCCAGCCCGCAUCCACCGACCCUCGGCGCGCAUGGACAUCUUCGACCUCCCCGCCGAGCUGCAUUACGCCAUUUUCGACCACCUCGAUCCCAUCGACAGCACCUGUUUCGGCCUGACGAACAGCCACUUCUACAACAUCCACCGCCGUAUGCACGGCUCUGUGCCGUUGUCGUCCCGUCGCAACGGACCCAACGAUCUCGAGUGGGCCUGGCGGUUCGCUGGUCCCCUCAUCUACCACGAGUCCGCGGCUCCUCCUGCCGAGGCCUUCCAGGAGCACGCCCACGCCCUCGAGCGCAUGCGCGUCAAGGGCCAGGUCUACUGUCGCAAGUGUGGAAUCUCUCGUUGUGAGCUGCAUCGUCACCUACGCGAGUGGAUGGGGCCCAACCUCGAGUACUGCUCCAUCACCCAGAAGUACGGUUCCAAGGCUGCCGCGGAAGCGUCCGACACUUGCUACAUCAAGUCCCCGAAGCACCCGCACCGAUGCGGCCGACACGCCUCCAAGCCUGUCAAAUCGCACAACUAA
Molecule: messenger RNA, 978 nt
Organism: Colletotrichum spaethianum
Lineage: Eukaryota; Fungi; Ascomycota; Sordariomycetes; Glomerellales; Glomerellaceae
Exons: 1
Coding region: 1-978 (325 amino acids)
Molecular function (GO): protein binding
Source: RefSeq, a predicted model, not a curated record